AUGUCAACGGCGGUGAUAAAUUUUAAGACUGCUGCUCCUGGAGCAAGCGAAGAUCGUGGGGAAAUGCAGCAACCGGCCGAGAAACAGAAACUUGGCCAUCGCCGUAUCGAUGAGCAGGGAGAGGUCAGUUACAAGAAGGUGCCCACGAAUGCGCUUAUGAGCGCUAUUCAGUUGGGCAUCGCCAACUCCAUCGGCAGCCUUGCAUCUCGGCCUGAUCGAGAUUUGUUACUGCAAGAUUUUCAAAAGAUCGAAAAUGUAGCUUUUCCCGCUGCUGGCUCGGCUACUACACCAUCGCACUCGUUUGGUGAUUUUCGCUUCAAGACCUAUGCACCGAUUGCGUUUCGCUACUUCAGGGAACUGUUCAAUAUUAAACCGGCAGAUUUCUUGAGUUUGGGAAAGAAUAUUCGCUUAUUAGUAAUGAAUAAUUUGCUACCACAAAAUGUAACUAUGCACGAGAAAUAUGAUCUCAAAGGAUCAACCUACAAACGUUUAGCAUCCAAAUCUGAACGGGCAAAGGCCUCUCCAACUUUGAAAGAUCUUGAUUUCAUUGAAAAUCACCCCAACGAAGGUCUUUCUAUGGACCCUAUUUCAUAUGAUAGUCUUAUACGAACGAUUAGCCGAGACUGUUUGGUCUUAGAAAGUUUUAAAAUCAUGGACUACUCUUUGCUAGUGGGUAUUCACAAUAUGGAGUUGACAUCAACUGGGGAUCGAAAUCGUGCUCAACCAAUCCGACAGGAAAGUGAGGAUGAGCUGGAGCAAGCCGACGACUUGCCAAGCACCAGUAGGGGCGAGACUGAAACACGAAGAAGGGAUUCCAUUUCCGUCCACAAUCCCAACUUCUACGCUCAACGAUUUUUGUCAUUCAUGACAGAGCACGUCUUCAAGAAGGGUCCAGCCUUGAAGCAAUCACCUUCACGACGGCGCGCAAGAAAAAGUGUUGGAGAUGAAGACUUGCCUAUAUCUACGCGUGACAUCAAUCCAGUGAUCAGCGUCGGUAUUCCACGGGCUGUGGUUGAGCGGUUAUUUGCCAGUUCAAACGCGAAAGCCGAUGAACGGGAACCACUGCAGGAGGAAGAGGACGAAUUUAUUUUUCACAAACGUGAACCGUCGAUGACGAUGUCGUCGUUGCUUCUCAGCGAAAUCCCCUUCAUAGACGAUCCGCAACAACCAUCACAAGAGUUGGAACAACAACAAGCGCAAUCGUAG
Molecule: messenger RNA, 1206 nt
Organism: Ostertagia ostertagi
Lineage: Eukaryota; Metazoa; Nematoda; Chromadorea; Rhabditida; Trichostrongylidae
Source: the annotation of a GenBank genome assembly